AGCCCUCGGUCGGCUAUGUGAACGGACAAAUAAAAAAGUUAUGGCUCUGGGAAGGCAGGGACUAUAACAUCUCAAGUUUUCUCUCAGAGGACUGUUUGCCCACAUCAAAGAUGGCGGCCUCAAAACAAAAAAAACCCAGUUGUUGCUGCUGUUGACUGAGUAACCAUAACCGCCGUCCUGGCUCCGCCCCUUGGGUUUAACCGCCCUUUUUUCCCUUUCGGAUGACAUCAGUGAGUGCGGCUUGAGGCCCCGCCUUCUACAGAGGACGCCGCGAAUGGCGCUUCUAGCCCCGCCCCCUGACGUCGUCGCCCCGCCCCCGCCUUUCUCCCUCAGUUCAUGUCGCGUACAGUCUAGAGACGGCGGCGGCGGCGGAGUACACGAAGCUCGAUGGAGACCUAGCUGAGGGGAGUUCGCCCGCCAUUACUGCUUCGUCGGGAACUUUCUCUCUUUUAUCCGCUCCCUUCUGUGUGACUGACUGGUGGAAUCAAGAUGUACGCCGGAGCCGGCCCUGUGCUGGCAUCUCCACCUCCUGCACCACCUCUCCCAAUGCCAGCAUACACCUUCAAGCCGCCGCCAAGGCCAGAUUUUGGCACCUCAGGAAGGACCAUCAAGCUGCAGGCAAACUUUUUUGAAAUGGACAUUCCCAAAAUAGAGAUUUACCAUUAUGAAAUAGAUAUCAAGCCAGAAAAGUGUCCCAGAAGAGUUAACAGGGAAAUAGUAGAACACAUGGUAUUGCAUUUUAAGGGUCAAAUCUUCGGAGAUCGGAAGCCUGUGUUUGAUGGGAGGAAAAACCUUUACACUGCAAUACCCCUUCCUAUUGCCAGGGACAAACAGGUGGAGUUGGAAGUUACACUGCCAGGGGAAGGAAAGGACCGCAUCUUCAAGGUAGCAAUCAAAUGGAUGGCGUGUGUGAGCUUACAAGCGUUACACGACGCAUUGACCGGACGUCUUCCCAGCGUUCCUUUUGAGACUAUCCAGGCAUUAGACGUAGUGAUGAGACAUUUGCCCUCUAUGAGGUACACGCCUGUGGGCCGUUCGUUCUUUACUGCAUCCGAAGGAUGUGCAAAUCCUCUUGGUGGGGGUAGAGAAGUUUGGUUUGGCUUCCAUCAAUCUGUUAGACCUUCCCUCUGGAAAAUGAUGCUCAACAUAGAUGUAUCUGCUACAGCGUUUUACAAAGCACAGCCAGUAAUAGAGUUUAUGUGCGAAGUUCUGGAUUUCAAGAGCAUAGAGGAGCAACAGAAACCUCUGACUGAUUCCCAAAGGGUCAAGUUUACCAAAGAAAUAAAAGGCUUAAAAGUUGAAAUUACUCACUGUGGGCAAAUGAAAAGAAAAUAUAGAGUAUGCAAUGUGACAAGACGGCCAGCAAGUCAUCAGACAUUCCCUCUCCAGCAAGAGAGCGGGCAGACGGUGGAGUGCACAGUCGCACAAUACUUCAAGGAUAGACACAAACUAGUAUUACGCUACCCCCAUCUUCCAUGUUUACAGGUCGGGCAGGAGCAGAAACAUACGUACCUCCCUCUAGAGGUAUGCAACAUAGUGGCGGGACAAAGGUGCAUUAAAAAACUGACUGACAAUCAAACCUCCACUAUGAUUCGAGCAACAGCCCGAUCUGCUCCAGAUCGCCAAGAAGAGAUCAGUAAAUUGAUGCGUAGUGCAAGCUUCAAUACUGAUCCCUUUGUCCGUGAGUUUGGGAUUAUGGUGAAAGACGACAUGACCGAUGUCACCGGCAGAGUCCUUCAACCUCCUUCAAUCCUUUACGGAGGCAGGGUAUGGGAAGAGCCAAAUGCUCCCUUGAAUAAGGCUAUUGCUACCCCUGUGCAAGGUGUAUGGGACAUGAGGAACAAGCAGUUUCACACCGGGAUUGAAAUAAAAGUGUGGGCCAUUGCUUGCUUUGCUCCUCAGCGGCAGUGCACAGAGCUCCAUCUGAAGACUUUCACUGAACAAUUGCGGAAAAUCUCCCGUGAUGCUGGUAUGCCCAUCCAGGGGCAGCCGUGUUUCUGCAAAUAUGCCCAAGGAGCAGAUAGCGUGGAACCGAUGUUUAGACAUCUGAAGAACACGUACACGGGUCUACAACUGAUUGUUGUAAUCCUUCCUGGGAAGACGCCUGUGUAUGCUGAGGUGAAGCGCGUGGGAGACACUGUGUUGGGAAUGGCAACGCAGUGUGUGCAGAUGAAGAAUGUGCAGAGAACCACGCCACAGACUCUGUCAAACCUCUGCCUGAAGAUCAACGUCAAAUUAGGAGGAGUCAAUAACAUCCUGUUACCCCAGGGCAGACCUCCAGUGUUUCAGCAGCCUGUCAUAUUCCUUGGAGCAGAUGUCACUCAUCCUCCUGCAGGGGAUGGAAAGAAGCCUUCCAUUGCUGCGGUUGUCGGUAGCAUGGAUGCCCAUCCGAACCGAUACUGUGCCACCGUAAGAGUGCAGCAGCACCGACAGGAGAUUAUCCAGGACCUGGCCGCCAUGGUCCGAGAGCUGCUCAUCCAGUUCUACAAGUCUACUCGCUUUAAGCCCACAAGGAUCAUUUUCUAUAGGGAUGGUGUUUCUGAGGGGCAGUUUCAGCAGGUAUUACACCACGAGCUGCUUGCCAUACGAGAAGCCUGCAUUAAAUUGGAGAAGGAUUAUCAGCCUGGAAUUACCUUCAUUGUUGUACAGAAAAGGCAUCAUACAAGGCUCUUCUGUACAGAUAGGAACGAACGGGUUGGAAAAAGCGGAAAUAUACCUGCUGGUACCACAGUGGACACAAAGAUCACACACCCAUCAGAGUUUGAUUUUUAUCUGUGUAGUCACGCUGGUAUACAGGGAACGAGCCGACCCUCUCACUAUCACGUUCUCUGGGACGAUAACAGAUUCUCCUCUGAUGAACUGCAAAUCCUCACUUACCAGCUGUGCCAUACUUACGUCCGCUGCACUCGAUCCGUCUCUAUCCCCGCUCCUGCAUACUACGCACACUUAGUGGCUUUCAGAGCCAGAUAUCACCUGGUGGAUAAAGAGCACGACAGCGCCGAAGGCAGCCACACUUCAGGUCAGAGCAACGGCAGAGACCAUCAAGCACUUGCUAAGGCAGUUCAAGUUCACCAGGACACACUGCGUACCAUGUACUUUGCUUAACUGGUGCUGGAAGCAGGCACUACCCGAAGGAGCAUUCACGCCAGACCAGCUGCACUUACCUGUAAUGUAGUCUCCUCUACAGUGACAUCCAGCAAAAGUGCAAUCUACCCGCAGCCCCGUCAGUCUCACAAGGCCCUCAGCGUCCAACCAGCCUUCCGUCCAGACACCGAAUAUUCUUUCAUUUCGAACGCCACCACCUGCAUUGAAUCCUGUGAGGUUUGUGAAAUACACACAAAUAUAUAGAAGAGUUUACAAAAAUUACCCUUUUAAACGAAAAAGGUUCAACUUAACCGUUCUCUCAGGGCUCACAAAAAGAAACAAAAAACCACAAAACUCUAUGAAAUGCUUUUCUCUGUGGAAAUGUCACGUUGGGUGAUCAGAUAAAUGAUACAGCCUAGGGAAAUAGAGGAAGAAAAGGAUCUUGACGUUCUUAAAGCCUUAAAUUUAUUACGUGAAAACUAGUUUUUUGUUUUCCUUCUUCCUCUAAGAUUUGUGUCAAAUAUUGUAAUUUAUAAAGUCACUAGUUACUCUGGCGGUCAGGUCUGACUACAGGAUGAAUAUUCUAGUAUUCACUAGGGUUUCUUUUUAUAACUGUGUGCCAUUCAGAAUCUCUGAGACGUAGUUUUUAAUUAUUAUUGCAUUUGUCUGGCUGCGCUCGUACUUUCUUCUUUUCUGAGGUUGCUGACUAAUACGGGUCUGUUGCAAUGUGGACAGUACAAUCAUGUUAAGCUAAUGUACAGAAAAAAAAUAAUUCUAUUUUAGCAGUAUUAAUGUGAGAUGCCGUGCUAUUUAUUUUAUUUACACAGAUCACCCUAUUUCUAUUAACCUAUGUUAUGUACUCUGGCUUUAAGUGGUGUCCUGUUUUUUAACCCUUGCACUGACAACGCGACCUGUAGAGCCUGUACAGGACCACCGGCAGUGAAUGGAUUUUAAAAAUAUAAUAAAACAAAAAAAAAACCUUAUCUUAUGGAACUGCUUCACUGCCAGAGGGCUCGUCAUACAUUGCAAUGCAAUAAGAAGCAAUGUCUCUCCGAUCCCUCUGGUUGCAAACAGGGUUAUUUGUGAGGAGCAAAGAAAACGGGGAAGAAAAUAAACUUUUUUUUUUUUUAAACUCUAAAAAAAAAAAAUCUUUUUAUGCAAAAAAAUUUUCUUGUUAGGCUGCAGCUUUUAAAUGCAGCAAAUGUUUGACACUUUUAACCACAAAUACUGACACUCGUCUCUUUAUACUCUAGUCUUCGAGGCGCCCGCACUGUGUUUUACAAUGCUUUCUAAUGCUGUCAGGCCUCAAAGACGUUCAUAUGCAACCUGUUUUAUUUUCUGUCUUUUAUUUUUUUCUCCCCUUCUUCUAAUAUUACAUGUAUAUUUAUCUUUUCCUGCUCCUCCUAUGCUUUAAGGAAUAUGCAAUUCUGUAAUGAGAUUAAAUACAAAGACUCGAUUUUUAAGCAAUAUCAUGACCAUUUUUUGUACAGUGCAGUAGUCUGGGUCUGCUACAUGAAACCAUGGGCAUGCGAUUUUCUUAUGUAUUGAGCCUUAACACUCGAAAUGUCAAUAUAGGAAAGCGGUUUCCGGCCUGCGGCUCUCCGGCUAGUGCAAAACCACAACUCCCAGCAGGUCACCGCCUGUUAGAGCAUGAUGGCAAUUGUAGUUUUGCUACCGCUGGAAAGCCACAUGGAAUGGAGACUAUGUCUCCCAUAGUAAAACGUGGAGGAAGACUGCAGGUUUUGCUUGUCAAUUAGUAGAUGUGGUCUUCAUUAGUGUGUGUCAAGGCCUGGAUGUAAUUAAUACCUAGGAAGUUUUUAAGGGGAGGAGGGGGGGUAUGAAUAUGUUGAUUUUAUAGAACAUUUCCUCCUCAAAGGGAUGCGAUUUCACCUUUGAUGCUUUAGGUGCUGAUAUUGUGGACCGUCAAGAAUUCAUGGAAAACUAUCAUGAAAAUGUUGGUCAUUGCUUUGAUAUUUCCUUACAUUAAACAUUUAGCGCUCCUCCACUUCUUUCUGUAUGUUCAUUAAUGACUUUAUAGGUUAAUGACGUGUGGCCCUGUUUCCUUGAUUCAGAACAUGUUGGUAAGGAAAUAGUCUAUGCACAGGGGGUUUGUCGUCGUGUAAGGACACGUCCGGCUAUCAAUGCCCACUUAAGAAAAGUAGAAAUAUAUAUGUUGAUUAGGGAUGAGUGAAUCGACUUUAGAUGAAACAUCCGAAGUCGAUUCGCAUAAAACUGUUAGAAUACUGUAUGGAGCGAGCGCUCUGUACAGUAUUAGAAUGUAUUGGCUCCUAUGAGCAGAAGUCAUUACUUCGUGAAGUCUCGCGGGACUUAAGGAAUUUCUACUGUUAAAA
Messenger RNA from Bufo bufo (common toad), 5435 nucleotides. RefSeq names its product argonaute RISC catalytic component 2 (gene AGO2). Gene Ontology annotation, cellular component: RISC complex. Gene Ontology annotation, biological process: regulatory ncRNA-mediated gene silencing; regulation of DNA-templated transcription. Gene Ontology annotation, molecular function: protein binding; endoribonuclease activity, cleaving siRNA-paired mRNA; RNA binding. The coding region runs from base 490 to 3105 and encodes 871 amino acids. NCBI's taxonomy places the organism in Eukaryota, Metazoa, Chordata, Amphibia, Anura, Bufonidae. The record is from RefSeq and is a predicted model, not a curated record. The transcript has 19 exons.